AAACUUGAGAAGAAGAGCGUUUCUUGGUUGUCCUCUUUUGGCCUCUUUGUUCGUUCCACUCGAAAUCCGUGAGAUCUCGCGGGGCGGGUUGGCAGAUCCGAUCUGGAGAUCGGAGUCGCGGCGGAGGGAUCUAGAUCCGCCGGCGACACCGUGGGAGUUCGACGGAAGUGCACCAUCGACGGAGCGGACCUCAAUCGUUGCUUCGAUCUGUGGGUGUUUGCCUUGUUGUUCGAUCUUCUCGGCGGCAAUGACGGCAGACGCGGAGAUCAAUGGUUUGAAGCUGGAGAACCCUUUGGAGGACUCUGUUGAUGAGACCUUGGUUGAUGGUGGAGAGUUGGAUCUGCAGACGAGGCAUGACGGGGUGGAUCAAAGUCCGAUCUUGGAGUCGGUUAAUGGGGAGGAGCGAGAUCUGGGAGAGAAGGCGGUGGGGAUUGAUGGUGUUUGUUGUAAUGCGGAAGUGAAGGAUAAUGGGGGUUUGCGUGGUGAUUUGGGAUCUGAAAAAGUGGAGAGUUGUGAUCCGGGAUCAGAAUCGGAUCGUGAAGCGAAACCUGAGGUUGGGGUUUCGGCGGUGGAGGGAGAUGAGGUGGAAGAGGAGAAUGAGGCUGUGGAGAUCGUUGGAGAGGUUGAGGAGCCGGUGGCAUUGGAAGAGGAGAAGGAGAAGGGUGAGGAGGGUGAGAAAUUGGGGGAAUCAUACUGAGUUUCUGGUUGAAGAGAUAAAGGAGAAGGAGAAUGUAGUUGCGGAGGAGAUAGGCAGAGAUGAAUUAGGAGAAAACUUGAAGGCUGUUGUGGUUGAAGAUGCCAAGGAAUCCGAGAGUAUGGUUGCGGAGAAGGGCAGUGAUGAAGCAAUUGAAAGUCGUGAGAUUGUGGUUGAAGAGGCAAAGGAGGCUGAGAAUAUUGUGGAAAGGGCUCUUGAGUCUGAGGAUUUGGUUGCGGAGAAGGGUGUUGAAGUAGUAUCAGAAAUCCAUGAUGAGGCACCCGAAUCUAAGAAUGUUGUUGCAGAGACUAGUAGUGAAGAAGUACUGAAAAGCCAUGAUCUUCUGAUUGAAGAGGCACUGGAGCAAAAGGAUGUGGUUGCAGAGACCGGCGGUGAAGAAAUAUCAAAAAGCAGUGAUUUUGUGAUUGAUGAGGCACCAGAGUCUAAGGAUGUGGUUGCGGAGGGUGGAAGUGAUGCUGAUGAGAUAAGCAGUGAAGAAGUAGUGAUCAAAGGGUCCCCGGUGUCUGAGAAUGUGCUUGUAGAGAUGGACUCUGAUGAGAGAGUAUCAGAGGAGAAGGCAGAGGAUGCGCGGGAGUAUAAGAAUGUGGAAACCAGCAGUGAACAAGUAUCUGAAAGUCCUGAACCUGUGAUUGAAGAGGUAGUGGAACUCAAGGAUGUGGCUGCAGAGCAGGGUAAUGAAGAAGUGACAAAAGUUGCUGAGCUUAUUACCGAGGAGGCAUUGGAAUCUGAAUAUGUGAUUGUAGGGUCUGGUAGUGAACAAGUAUCUGAAAGGACUGAUCUUAUGAUCACGGAGGAACCAGAGUCUGAGAAUGUGGUUACAAAGACUGCCAGUGAGGAAGUAGAAUUGAUGAAAAAGCAUGAUGUUCUGGUUGAUGAGAGCAGGGCUCAUGGGCAAUAUGAACAGGAAGAGCCAGGAUUAGAGACUAAUGUAGACGAUGCGGUUCCUGAAGCAGCUAAAGUUGAAGAGAAGGAACAUCCGGAGGUUUUGAUCUCAGUGACUGCGACAUCUGAAUCCAUUGUUGUCAAGCCUGAGGAGGCUUUAUCAACAGAUGUGGCUCAACAAACUCAGAAAGUUGAUGCCUUUUGUGAGAAGGAUGGCCCAGCCGAUCAGGUCCGAAAAGAUGAAACCUUGGGGGAGAAUGGUAAAGCCGGUGGACCUGUUAAAAAAGAUGAUGCCUUGGGGGAGGAUGGACGUCCAGCUGCUGAAAUACAGGCAAAUGAAGCAUCACUUGAGAAUGGAACUGAUGACAUUGGAAGCGAUGUGGUCUUGUGUGAGAAUGGGGUUGCACGAGAUUUGAAGAUGGAAGCUGGGUCAGAGGCUUAUGAAAAUGGUCAUGCUACAUUGUUGGCGAAUGAGAAACUAGAGGAUCAUGUUGUUGCCAACGGUUCUGAGGUCAGUACAUGCACUGACAUUGAUGAGCCUCCGCUUUCUGUUGUUGCGGAUGAACUUGUUGAUAGCUCUAAUGAAGCAGACCUUCCCGUCAGCAAAGAUAAUGACGAUAAACUUAGUUCUAAUGAACCUAUGACUGUUAAAGAAACUGGGAAGGUGGACAAACAAGCGGUGAAACCACAGAUAUAUUGGUUGGCCAAAAUUCCUUGGUACCAUAACCCUGAGUUAGCGGCACAGAUAAAGCAUGUUCAAUCUCAACGUGCAGAACUGGCAAUUGCUAAGAACAAGAUAAGCAACGAGAUACGUCAGCAAAGGGAAAUUGUUAACAAAAGUAAAGCGUUGGUGGAGGCAGCAAAAGAAGUAGAAAGAGCUGCACGUGAUACGGAAAGUGAGAAGAAAAAGGAGAUCCAAGCUGUUCAGUUGAAGAUUGGCAACUUGAUUGGUGACUUGAAGAAUGCUAACUUGAUUGAUGGCAUUGAUGAUCAGAUAGCUAGCUUGGAGCGGACACUACAGCAUGAAACUAUGACUUUGAAGCAAGAGAAGCAAUUAGUAGAAGAAAUUAAGAAACUGAAAGAGCGUCGUGAAAAGCUUUCUUCUGGUAUGGAUCCAGAGAUGCAGAUUAAAGAGGCACUUGACCUAAAAAACCAGAUUUCAGCUAGUUUAAAGGAUUUGAGAAAGGAGUUGGAUCCGGUAAAGUUUGAGAUCAAGCAAGCAACAAAACAGAGGUAUGCUGCUACGGAGAAACAUAAAAAAGAAGAGGACUGUCUGAUUGUACUUGAACAAAAGCAGAAACGUGUUGAUGAGGAUCGUAAAGCUGCAUUUUGGUUAGAGGAGAAGCUCAAGGGUGAGAACAAGCAUUAUCUGGAAUAUAAAGCUGAUGAAACAACUGCUAAAUCAUAUUUGGCUUCAGGAGAUCAGAGGAUAGCUUGCCAUUGCGAUAAUCAGGUAGAGAAGGUGAUGAAGUUGUGGAACACAGAUAGCCUGUUCCGCAAGAAAUAUGUUGAAUCCAAUGUAAGAAGCACAUUAAGGAGACUUAAGACAUUCGAUGGAAGGUCUCUCGGCCUCGGUGAGCAGGCACCUGAAAUGCCUAGCAUUGAAGCUAUGGGAUCAGCCAAUGUAUCAACAAUGCCUUCCUCAAACAGCAAAACAUCUUUGCCAGUUUCUGCUCAAAAACCUGAAAAGGAGAAAAUCAGUGCAAUCACUGAAGUGCAAAAUAAAGAUUCUGCAGCAACCUCUAAUUUGUUGCAAAAGAAUCAACCGGUGUCUUUGAGAAAGACCACCAAGGUGAUGUCUGAAGAUAUCUCAGUUACUGUUUUGGACAGUAAGGAGAUUGAAGAUGAUAAGGUAGAGAAGAAGCUAACUAAGGAAGAAGAGGAAAUGAUGAGAAAGGCGGAAGAGCUGGCAAGGAAAGAAGAGGAGUUGAGAAAAGCAAAACUCGAAGCUGAGCUCAAGGAACGUCUUCGGGAGGAGCAGAAGGCCAAAGCCAAGGAGGCUGAAGACAGAAAGAAAAAGCAAGCUGAGAAGGCCCAAGCAAGAGCUCAACUCAGAGCGCAAAAGGAAGCCGAGCUCAAAGAAAAGAAGAAAGCAAAGAAAGAGGAGAAAAAAAGGAAAGUAGCUUUUGUCGCCACUGCUGAAACAACUGAUAAAAAUGUUGAAGGAGAUAAUGAUCCAAAUACGAAAAGCACUGCUCCAGAAACUGUCACUGAACCAGAGAUCAAAUUCACAACUACUUCAAGGAGGCCACCAUUGACAAAGAAAUACAAUAAAAUGGAACCAAUUCCCUUGCCUCUGCGUAACAGAAGCCGGAGAAAGAUGAAGAGUUUGGUGUUGAAGGGGCUCGGCAUCACGGCAUUGCUACUUGUCAUCGUGUUUUGCUUAUACAAGUUCCUGCCCUCUUCCCAAUCUAGCCAAACAAACAUAGGUUAUUAAGCAAUUAGUGAUAAUUAUAUAGAUCAUUAGCAUUACCGAUAUAUUUAUUUAUAUUAUAUAUAUAUAUAUAUAUAUUUAUAUUUUCAAAUGAGCUAUUACCAACAGGUCGGAAUCAAAGGUUUCUCUUUAUACAUUGUUUUGGAGUUGGGACUAGUUUUUUCUUAUCUUUGGUUGGAGGUUUUCAUUUUCUUUGUUCUUUUGUUCUUCUUUAUGUGUUUGCAAAUUGGAAGAACAUUAAUACCAUUCAUAAUUUGAUUAGAACUGGUUCUAUAGUUGGCAUUGUGAAAGUUUCA
This is a messenger RNA of Dioscorea cayenensis subsp. rotundata (Guinea yam), 4327 nucleotides long. RefSeq names its product axoneme-associated protein mst101(2)-like. Bases 468 to 4034 code for a protein of 1188 amino acids. The transcript has 7 exons. Lineage: Eukaryota; Viridiplantae; Streptophyta; Magnoliopsida; Dioscoreales; Dioscoreaceae. The record is from RefSeq and is a predicted model, not a curated record.